AUGUCUGCUCCAGGUGCCGAAUGGAUCAGCGACAGAUCGCGUGAAAACACGCCUCCGGAGCGCGACACUCCAGAAGGCAACGACGGCCCGUCUCAGCAGCGCACGAGCAAGAAGCGCAAGGUUCUGUCAUGCUACGCCUGUCGCGGCCGCAAAAUGAAGUGCGACCGCGUCUUUCCAGUAUGCGGGCGGUGUCAAAAGACGGGAAGACGGCACGAAUGCACUUAUGAUCCGCGCCUCUUGGAAGAGUCUAAUGUUAAUGUAGCCACACGAGCUGGCGAUGCCACUUCCACCCUACUGGCGGAGCGACCUGCAAACAUCGACCACUCUACCGACACAUGCGAUAUUUUACAGCGGAAAGUCAGAGCUCAACAAGAGCGCAUUGCAUUGCUAGAGCAGCAGCUGGCCGGGCGGCAGACCAAACAUAAGUCACAGUACCAUGACGUCCUACCCGAAGAGCCAACAUUCACAGAGGAGAUUUUGCUCAAAGGGAAAGGGUUCAAGACUCAAUUUCAUGGUGUGACAAGUGUUAUGAGCAUUGCAUCCACGUACCAUGAGCUGCAUCUCUUCACGCGCGAAGCUCUCGGUUUAGAUCGUUGUCUCGUACAUGUCGGAAAUGACUUCAGAGCAUACCGUGAUCGAAGGAAGAAGUCUGCUAAAGAGUUUAAUGCCGCACUCCAUAGUGGUGAUGCUAACGUACUGGCCUUACUUCCUGAGAAGAGUAUUGUCGACACGCUCGCUGCUAGGUACUUUCGGACGUGUGAAACCAGCUACAGAAUCCUGCAUGGGCCAUCCUUUUGGGAACAAUACCAGGCCUUCUGGGAGAAUACCUGUACCCACAAAGAACGCGUCAGCUUUGCCGUCAUGCUCGUAUUGAUAAUAUCUAUUACAAAGUGCCUCGACCAGAAAGAAGAUGUCUUCGUCGGCGAUACGACUAUUGAUCGGCAGAUCGCUCAAGACCUCAUUCACACCUGCGAAUUCUGGAUCAAGUUGCAGCCUCGGAAGCAUGUAACUCUAUCUUUCCUCCAAUCAGCAUGUCUCCUGCUGGUUGCUAAGCGGGUCAAUUGUGUGGCGAUGAAGCAGGACUGGAUCAACUCUGGUGAUCUUCUUCGGCUUGCUCUAGCAUCUGGUAUACACCGCGAUCCAGCCUUGCAGGGGAGCGGUAAAAUCUCAAUUUUCGACCAGCAAAUGAGAAAACGACUGUGGAUUACCAUUAUGGAGUUGGAACUACAAUCCUCGGUAGAAAUUGGCCUUCAAUCUGGGCUAACGGCCCUGUACUUCGACACACCAGCGCCAGCCCAUCUUGCAGACGAGGUCUUCUCUGCAAACACAAAGCAGCUACCACCAGAUCAACCAGAUGAAGAAUUUUCCUCCACCUCAUUUCUUAUUGCAAGCCUGAAAUCGUUACCACUUCGCAUUCAUCUUACACAACUGCUGAACACGCCAUCCAGUAACAUCCAAUACGUCGAUGUUUUGCACUUUGAUACUCAGAUACAUACAGCUGUCUCCGCCUUACCCAACUGGAAAAAUGAAUCUGCCGUAGUGCCAUCCGCACUUCUCCGCUUGCAGCUGCUUCAAUAUCUUCUGAUAUUGCACAGGCCAUUUGCCCAAUCGGCCUCCACAAACACCCGCUUCAUUUACUCUUUCACGACAUGUGUGGAUGUUUGCAAUUCCAUAAUCACGAUACACGGCGACCUGCUAUCGAAGGGUAUCUCCUUUCUUAGUAACAUCCGUAACGACGUCAUGAGAGUUGGUUUGACACUGUCCCAAUUAAUAUUCCGGAAUUGCACAAUCAGCCCGGUGAAGUCAUUGGUAGCACCAGCCGACCCUAAAGCCCGUUUACCGGACAUCACCAUGACCAAACGCGGGGUCCCGCUUGGCGAUACGGUCUACCUUGCCUCACUACCGCAAAACUCUUUUCUGUUCAAGACACUAUGUACAUCGUCCCUGGAGAUCCUUGAUCGCACAAGGCAAAUGUUUGAGCAAAAAGUACUUAGGCUAGGUACUGCAUACAUGGAGUACUGGAUUUUGUCGGCCACAGUGGGUAUAUUGCCACACCCGCCUUCGUCUUCCAUGUCAGCUACUCAUGUCGACAAUCCAAGCGACGAAAUCAUUUCUAGAUGCCGGAAAGCCACCGGCUACUUUACUGCUUUAGCGUCCAAGGUGGUGGCUUUGCAGCAAGACCCGGACAAUGAUUUGGCUGCUUCUCUCCGUGCCACAAUGUCAAGAGCCUCGCGACCCAAGGAUGCCGCACAUAAUAUGGAACACAAUGCCUUUGAAACUGACGGUGUGUCUGGGAUGAACCAAACAGUGAUCGGAAGCUCAGCUUUCACUCAUGCGAGCGGGGCAAAUACUACUAAUCCCAACUCUGGAACCUCUCUGAGCGACAUGUAUUCGCCCUUUGACAUGUUGCAAGACAUGCAGAUCGAUGGUAGUAACUGGUCGUUUCCAGACUUUUGGGCUUUCGAUCUAGGGGGUGAAUUUUGA
Messenger RNA from Bipolaris oryzae ATCC 44560, 2484 nucleotides. RefSeq lists its product as uncharacterized. Lineage: Eukaryota; Fungi; Ascomycota; Dothideomycetes; Pleosporales; Pleosporaceae. Gene Ontology annotation, cellular component: nucleus. Gene Ontology annotation, biological process: regulation of transcription by RNA polymerase II; DNA-templated transcription. Gene Ontology annotation, molecular function: zinc ion binding; RNA polymerase II cis-regulatory region sequence-specific DNA binding; DNA-binding transcription activator activity, RNA polymerase II-specific. The transcript is spliced from 2 exons. The coding region runs from base 1 to 2484 and encodes 827 amino acids. The record is from RefSeq and is a predicted model, not a curated record.